Miscanthus lutarioriparius is the source of this 702-nucleotide messenger RNA. The record is from the annotation of a GenBank genome assembly. NCBI's taxonomy places the organism in Eukaryota, Viridiplantae, Streptophyta, Magnoliopsida, Poales, Poaceae.
AUGGUUGGAGCAACUGGAAAACCAUUGACGAAUGUUGUGUCAGUUGGAAUAGGUGGUAGCUUUCUUGGCCCUCUAUUUGUGCAUACUGCGCUCCAGACUGAUCCAGAAGCAGCAGAAUGUGCGAAAGGCCAACAACUGAGAUUCCUUGCAAAUGUUGAUCCAGUUGACGUUGCACGGAGCAUUAAAGAUUUAGAUCCAGAAACCACUCUGGUGGUGGUUGUAUCAAAGACAUUCACAACAGCUGAAACAAUGUUAAAUGCUCGAACUCUUAAGGAGUGGAUCAUUUCUUCUCUUGGGCCACAGGCUGUUGCAAAACAUAUGAUUGCUGUCAAUACUAAUCUUAAGGGCAUUUUUAUUCCUACUCUGGGAGACCAGCCUCAUUCAACUGGUGAAAAUGGUGCUUUGGCAUUUGACAUGGACUAUGUUCGAUGGCAAGAUGAUCACAUUAAGCAGAUAAAUGAACUGAGGGCUGCACUCAAUGCACAUGCCAAUGACAAUGAUCUUCGGCAUAUUAUCGAUAGCUUCAUGGCACAUUACUACGAAGCUUUCAGGCUUAAGGGUGUAGCAGCCAAGGCAGACGCUAUUCACGUGCCGUCAGGAACGUGGAAGGCCCCUGUCGAGAGGUGUUUUUAUGUGGUUAGGUCGAUUUUGACCGUCAGAGAUUCUGAAGGUUUAUGGUCUCUGCUCACUUGUUCUUAUUAG